Messenger RNA from Nilaparvata lugens (brown planthopper), 3376 nucleotides. RefSeq lists its product as uncharacterized. Bases 204 to 2981 code for a protein of 925 amino acids. The transcript is spliced from 12 exons. Gene Ontology annotation, biological process: double-strand break repair. Gene Ontology annotation, cellular component: BRCA1-A complex; BRISC complex. Gene Ontology annotation, molecular function: metallopeptidase activity; polyubiquitin modification-dependent protein binding. The record is from RefSeq and is a predicted model, not a curated record. Lineage: Eukaryota; Metazoa; Arthropoda; Insecta; Hemiptera; Delphacidae.
CGCCAUCUUGUUUUGUAAUUGUGUCUCAGUGAUAUCGGUGUCAGAUUUCAUUGUUAUGAUUUUUUAUCACUAUAAAUAAUAUUACCGCUGUUUAUCAAUAAAUCUGAAAGUUCUUUUUAUUUCCUUAAUUUGUGAUCAAGAACUAAGUUGUGAAUUUGGACAGUGAUUAUAAAACGAUAACAAACUAUUCUUCUACAGUAGUUAUGGAUGAUGAAGACGAAGUUGAUAUUUUAGGAGAUUUUACGCUAGAAAAUCUCUUGACCAAAAACGAUAAUCGAAUUUGGUCUUGCUAUGAAGGUGACAACGAGUAUCCAAGCAGCAAUUGGCUACAGGAGAGCACAUCGCAAUGUUGGCAAGAUGACAGAACUCUAUGUAGCUACUCGUCCACUUCGAAUCUGUUGAUGCCCAGCAGUAGCUCCACAGUUGGCAGCCCUGACAAGAAUGAGACAUGGACCGACAAAGAGUGCUACCUGCUGGAUAAAGGACUGGAGCUAUUUGGCCGUAGCUGGUCACGUCUUGCUCAGUACAUUGGCAGCAAAACGUCUCAACAGGUGCGCGCGCGUGUCAAGAGCGGAGGCGGUGGCGCGGCAAACGGAAGCGGAAGCUAUUUGGCGGCAAACGGCGGAGGCGGAAGUUAUCUGGGGGCAACUGGCGGUAGUUAUUUGGCGGGAGGCGGAGGUGGCUCGCUUUUGGCGGGUAUCUCUACGACCGAUCUGAGCACGUGUGCUGUGCUGGACAGUCAGCUGACCGGAUUCAACUGUGCUGAGUUGAUUGAUGAUAUGCAGAUACCGGCGUCUAUUGAGGAGGUGAUAGCAACAGUCACAACUGCUAAGCCUACAGUGCAGAGUUCAACUCCUCGUCAGAGACAGAAUUCAGGCAGCGUAUCCACUUCUUCCUUCCUGAACUCUGGUCACCUGUCACACGGCUCCAGUUCUCUGCCUCCUACCAAUAGGAAAUCGAGAGGCCGGCCGAGAAAAGAGGAGAGCGAUAGGCGAGGAGGAGGAGGAGGAGUAGGAGGACAGAAGAUGGUGAAAAGGAAGGAAGAUAGGAGAAGAAGAGGUGGGAAGAAGAGGACUAAGCGUUCGAGUUCGGAAGAGAUGCUCAUGAAUUUGCUGCAUGCUCUGCCGGACGAACAGAAUUCUAUUACGCUGCCAAGCGGCGAACAAGUGAUCCGGAUUCAGCCGAACUCUCAGGAUGAUGACGACGAGGAGAUAGAUAUUGAGGAUGGGGGCGACUGUGGUGUACUGGCACAGCAGGAGGUCACCACGAUUGUGGACACCACUGUCGAAACCACAGUUGUGGACACCACUGUUGACACCACAGUCGACACCACUGUCGAAACCACAGUUGUGGACACGACAGUCGACACCACCACUGUAGUCGUGGAUGACUUCCAACCGGAGCCAAUAGUUGAAACUAAACUGCAAGUGCCCGUCUAUACCACCACUCAAUCAGCGAUGCAAAGUCACCAGGCAGCUGUGAUGAGCAAAUACAUGCAGACGAUACAGGAGCGACUGGAGAAGGUGUACAGUCUGCCCGCACCCACCCGAGAACUGCAGUUAAACCUGGACAUAGUCAGUGAGGAAGAAAUGAAACUACAUCCUGAGUUCUUUGCCAAGUCGGAGAAUUUCAAUCGGUAUCUCAGGAUACGGAGUCACAUCGUGAACUCAUGGCUGGAAACUAAGCCUAACUAUGUUACCAAGACCUCAGUGCGGUUUGGCCUGAAGAAUUGCGGAGAUGUGAACCUCAUCAGCAGAGUUCAUGCUUACUUGGAGCAGAAGGGCUACAUCAAUUUCGGCUGUGACCAAUGUCAUUACCGAACCGCCACCUCGUUUCAAAUGAACAACCAGUCCAAUGUGGGCUCAACUGUUGCUAAACAAACGGAAGUGUCAACUUCAGAAACCGUAAAACCGCCAGCUGAAACCGUGAAACCGACGUCAGAAACCGUCAAUUUGAUCUCAGAAACCGUGAAAUCGACGUCUGAAACCUUCAUACCGGCUGCUGAAACCGUUAUUUUGACGUCAGAAAUCGUCAAAACAACGUCAGAACCCGUGAAGUCACCAACUGUAACCGUGAAACCGCCAGGAGGAGUUAUAGUUGAAUCAGAAACCGUCAAACCGACAUCAGAAACCGUGAAUUUGAUCUCAGAAACCGUCAAAACGACGUCAAAGCCCGUGAAACCGCCGUCUGAACUCUUGAAACCGCCAUCAGGAGUUGUAGAUGAGCUGAACCGGAAACAGCAGCGACUGAGCGGCCGGAAGCGAGUGCCCUGUUUCCGGUUCCGGUCGCAGGCGGACGAGAGAGAGACGUCCUCAAGGUCGUUGCUAAUCAAGCGGGUGGUCAGAGAGCCAAAAGCACCCACGCGUCAUCAGGUCGAUCUCAUCACGUGUCGAGAGUUUGGCGAUCAGAAUCCGGAGCCGUUCUGCCUGGUGAUGAAAGGUGGUGCCCUGAUAGUGGCCAAUUUGCACGGUGCCUCCAACAUGCAGAGCGAGGUGAUCGGUCUGCUGGGAGGCAUCUAUGAACAGGAUGCCAGACGGCUGGAGAUCCAUGUGGCAGUGCCUUGUCGUAGUUUGGCUGCUGAUCGAGUCACCUGCGAAAUAUGUCCAGUGUCUCAAAGCCUAGCCAGCACAUCGAUUGAGCAGCGCGGUCUAGCGGUGGUAGGCUGGUACCACACGCAUCCCGGCUUCAAACCGCAACCGUCUGCGGUUGACGUGCGAACACAGGCCGCAUAUCAGCGUCAGUUUGGUCGCAAUCACAGUCGCCCGCCGUUUGUGGCGCUGAUCGUCACGCCUGAUCAGCAUUUGGCCGCCGAUUACAAUCUGGUUGGCGGCGAUUGUGCUGGCAUUUUGUUCAGGAUAUUUUUCGUGUUGGAAUCUGGUGGAGAGAUGAUACCAUAUAGACUGAGACCAAUCAUUGAUUCGUCGAACUAUUCAUUGGAGAGCAUCAUGGAUAGUAUCAAAACAAUCAAACAAGUCAACUAAAAUGAAAAAGUUUUUAGAAGAAGUUAGAACGUCUAGAAGUUGUGCCUUUAGUUAGUGAGGUUAGCGGAUCAUAUUUUCAUCACAAUCAUAAUUAUUUUGAUAAUAUUUUAUCAAUUUAUUUAGUGAAGUAAGCUGUUUAGUUUAUUUAGGGUUGCUUUCUCCAGAGUUGGUUUAACCAGGACUUCCUAUAUAGGAGGUCCUAUAUGGAGGUAGUAUAUAGGAGGUCCUGGUUCAGCUAUUGAGCCCGUUUAAUCAAUGUAUGUUUGAAUUUAUUUUAAUGUGUUUUGAUUAAGCCAGCUGAUGGUUUAAACUAGAAUUUUAGUUGAACUUUUUUGGAGAAAGUGGCCUUUUUUGUGUUGAGUGUUGAUUAAAUCAAGUUUUGGUUUUUCCCAUAA